This is a messenger RNA of Aspergillus oryzae RIB40, 591 nucleotides long. RefSeq lists its product as uncharacterized. The transcript is spliced from 3 exons. NCBI's taxonomy places the organism in Eukaryota, Fungi, Ascomycota, Eurotiomycetes, Eurotiales, Aspergillaceae. The record is from RefSeq and is a predicted model, not a curated record. The coding region runs from base 1 to 591 and encodes 196 amino acids.
AUGAGCAAUUUUGAGGGAAUCCUCUGGAACUCCAAAAUUGCCUUUCUCAAUCAGCGAAUAUUCCCAUUACAGGUGUAUAACUCGGAUGCAUCGCCAAUGCCAAUCCCCGUGGCCUCUUUCCCCCCUACAACAUUAGGAUUCUAUUACCUGAAGGAAGGCAAACAUUACGAGGUAAUCCAGGCAACUGCGGAAGACGAUGACUCAUUCGCAGACACUGAGCUGGAGUACACGGAACAGGAACUGGAGCACGCUAUCUCGUCAAAUGCAUGGGGCGUUCUUGUUGUCCUAGGUGGGCGGAUUGGUAUCGAUUGUGAUGCACUGCAUGAUCGAGUCAUACAGUUCCAUGCACAGAAAAAUGCUUCAUCUAAGCGAGAUGCGAGCGAUCUGAGCGGCACGAACAAGUGGGCGGCCAAAAUACAUCACCCAUUACCGGUCCGAGUCCAACCUGCAUCUGAAUCCCAGCGAGAGGCAGAUUGCUUGAAUGGUUCUUGCAAUCUCCAAGGAGAACCGUGCGGGCACGACCCAGAAGGUGGUUCCGAUAAUUCUCUCUUCUAUGGGGACACAGAGAUAGCGAUUUCUACAUCUCAGUAA